UCGGUUUCUUUGUGUGUCUUGACACAUGAAGGGAUUGACAAUAAAGCAGACUUUGACUUUGACAUAUAGGGGUUGAUCUCAAAUGACGUCACGUUUGCUCAUAAAUAUUCGGCGGAUGGGUCUGUCGCAGCUUCUUACCUGUUAGUAGCUUGGAGGUAAUUGUGCCAAGCCCGAUUAGACCACGCUACUUUUGUUCAAAUAACCUUUUCAACGAUAAACGAAGGACGUUCGUCGGGCCAUCUGAAAAAAAGAAUGACAACCAUCAAGUUUGGGAGCAGCAUCGAAUCAUCUCCGCUUGCCCACUCUGCCAUCAAAACUUUGGACAUAGACAAUGAGGAGAAAAGCGACAUUGAUCCUGAUAAACUUUGUCAGUGCCCAUUUGAUAAAAGUCACCAGAUCCGAGCUUGUCGGCUCUCCUAUCACCUUUUGAAAUGCAAAAAGAACCAUCCGCAACUGGCCAAGACGCUUAAAACCUGCCCCUUCAAUGCCUGCCACCUGGUCCCGAGGGAUGAACUGGCCAGCCACACUGAAACCUGUCCCAACAGGAUUUCAGUGGGUGUAAACGAUGCUGGAUCUGAUGAGAAAUUGAAGGCUCCCAUCAGGCCCCAGUUAACCACUGCUACGACUGAAGACUGGGAAAAGGAGGUGGAUGAAGAACCCAUUCCAUUUGUUUGGGGUGUGACUCCAGUGCCCAGUGCCCUCGAGGAAUCCCAAGCCUUCAACGCUAUUGGAGCCCAGUUCCGUGGACCCAAUUCCCUUCCGUGGUAGUUUGAAAUGUUGUAAUUGUUGUAAGCUGUAUGCAACAGACUUUCGUUUUGUAUGGACCCUGUGCAGACAAAAUGACAAAGUUUGUCUAAGUCUAAAUGUUUUAUCGGUUUCUGUAGAGACCAGUUGGUGGACUUUUCACCUUGUUUCCAUUGUCACUUGAAGUGUUUGCUUUUAAAGUUUUGUUCUCAUGCAUAAGAGGUGCGCUUUUUUCUUUUUUUUGUAAUUGUUGUAAGCUGUAUGCAACAGACUUUUGUUUUGUACUGACCCUGUGCAGACAAUAUGACAAAGUUUGUCUAAGUCUAAAUGUUUUAUCGGUUUCUGUUGAGACCAGUUGGUGGACUUUUCACCUUGUUUCCAUUGUCACUUGAAGUGUUUGCAUUUAAAGUGCAAAUUUAUUUGUAUAACACAUUUCAACAACAAGGUAGUUCAAAGAGCUUUAAACAAAACAGGAAGUGCGUCAAAGAAAUAGAAAACAUUAAAAGCAUCAAGGCACAGUUAAAAGCAUUACUCAAUUGAUUAAAACUCAAAUCAGUACAAAUCUAAAUAAAACAGGAACAGAGUUACAGUGCAGUGUAAAAUAAAAUCAGCAAUAGGCUGCAGCAAACAGAAAAGUCUUUAGCUCUGACUUAAAAAUAUUAAGAGUUCCAGCAGACCUGCAUUUCUCUGGGAGUUUGUUCCAGAUAUUUGGAGUAUACUAGAAGGUGGACGCUCCUUCUCCCUGUUUAGUUCUGACUCUGGGAACAGAGAGCAGACCUGUGCCAGGCGAUCUGUGAGGUUCAUAAGGGAUCAGCAGGUCAGAAAUAUACUUAGACCAUUCAGAGCUUUAUAAGACUUUAACAUCACUGAUUGAAGCUGAGCCCUGACUUUUAAUCGUUCCUCUUUGGCUCCAAAAACAAUCACUACAGUUUUAUCUUUGUUUAAUUGGAGAAAGUUCUGGCACAUCCAGUCAUUAAUUUGUUCAAUACAUUUACUCAGUGUUUGUAUGGGAUUAUAAUCUCCUGGUGAUAUAAAUGAUUAGCAGUUAUGCAUCUGUAUUAAUGCGGAGCUCAACUAAUGACCACAAGAGGGCAACAUUUCGUUCCUUGUCGGCGAUUCAAUGGUUGUCUGGGUUGCCACAACGGGAAAUCAAAUCACAUACUUAAUGCAUAACUGAAUAAAUUGUGUUCACUCAUAGGCA
Syngnathus typhle (broad-nosed pipefish) is the source of this 1945-nucleotide messenger RNA. RefSeq lists its product as uncharacterized. Bases 253 to 768 code for a protein of 171 amino acids. The transcript is spliced from 7 exons. NCBI's taxonomy places the organism in Eukaryota, Metazoa, Chordata, Actinopteri, Syngnathiformes, Syngnathidae. The record is from RefSeq and is a predicted model, not a curated record.